This is a messenger RNA of Diprion similis, 2440 nucleotides long. RefSeq names its product CCR4-NOT transcription complex subunit 9 (gene Rcd-1). Gene Ontology annotation, cellular component: CCR4-NOT complex; P-body; CCR4-NOT core complex. The coding region runs from base 706 to 1629 and encodes 307 amino acids. The record is from RefSeq and is a predicted model, not a curated record. NCBI's taxonomy places the organism in Eukaryota, Metazoa, Arthropoda, Insecta, Hymenoptera, Diprionidae. Gene Ontology annotation, biological process: negative regulation of translation; mRNA catabolic process. The transcript is spliced from 3 exons.
UAACGUUGCCGACGAGCUUCUAGAGUUAUCUUUUGGGCAGCGUCGCGUUGACUGCGUCGUAAACGAACGGGAUAUUCGGUGCAAGUUGAGAGUUAAAAGUGUAUAAUUUGAAGAGAAAACGUUUUCCACAUGUUCCGCGAGUAUUUCGGCGACGUCUGAACAGUUCAUAUCCCUUCAGUGUGAGCCAAAUAUGGACACCGGAAUUUACGCGUAAUCCAUCGCCCGCUAUCCGUUCGGAAAUCCUAACCUCAAAAUCUCCACGGCAGGGCAGAGACGCGCGGAUCAGAUAUCCGAAAACCCUCGCUGCUGUUCGACGGAGGCGGUUUAAUCUGCGCCCAAAAAACGCCCCUCGAACAUUUAUUUACUUGACCCUUUCAAAGCUGGCCGUGUUACCGACAUAUGCCGAGGCUGCAUCGGUAACGUAUAAUCAAAGAUAACACUUGAUUCGAGAUGUCUCGAUGAAACGAUGAUCUCCGAGUAAAAUGCGGUCUUUCAUAGUAAGCAGACAACGGUUGUGACAACAUUCGACGCGCCACCUGAUCUCGAACUGCUCAUUUUACACGUGCUCAAUUAUCCCCUCGUCAUUUCUUCUCUCGCACGAUUAUAUCAGAGAUAAAAUAACCCAGAUUUCGUUCGGUUAGUUCCGGUCUACACCUUCUCAGUGUUUUCCACAAGCUGAAACAAGUCCAGAAACGAAUCGUCGCAAUGAGUUCUCAGCAGAGUCCGGCUGCCCUGCAGGCAACCGUCGACGCCGACAAGGUGUACUCGUGGAUAAUCGAGUUGUCUAAUCCCGAGACGCGAGAGAACGCCUUGUUCGAACUGAGCAAGAAGCGUGAAGUUGUUCCCGACCUCGCCCCUAUGCUAUGGCACUCGUUCGGCACGACCGCUGCACUGCUCCAAGAGAUUAUCAACAUAUAUCCUGCCAUCAACCCAGCUACUCUCACCGCCUACCAGAGCAAUAGAGUCUGCAAUGCCCUCGCUCUCCUUCAAUGCGUCGCUAGUCACCCUGAGACGAGGUCUGCUUUUCUGCAGGCUCACGUACCUCUGUUCCUUUAUCCGUUCUUGCACACUACGAGCAAGACGCGACCCUUUGAGUACCUGAGACUAACCAGCCUUGGAGUGAUCGGAGCGCUGGUUAAAACUGACGAGCAAGAAGUAAUCACGUUUCUACUUACCACCGAGAUAAUACCGCUCUGUUUGAGGAUCAUGGAGAGCAGUUCUGAACUGAGUAAAACCGUCGCUACGUUUAUACUUCAGAAAAUACUGCUUGACGAUAGCGGACUUUCGUAUAUAUGUCAGACUUACGACAGAUUCAGCCACGUCGCUAUGAUCCUGGGAAAAAUGGUUCUGUCCUUGGCCAAAGAUCCCUCCGCCAGACUCCUCAAACACGUUGUUAGGUGCUACUUGAGACUAUCGGACAAUCCCAGAGCACUUCUGGCGUUGAGGCAAUGCUUGCCAGAUCAACUCAGAGACAAUACUUUUGCGACCUGCUUACAAGAAGACAAAUCCACUACCCACUGGUUGAAUCAGCUACUUAAGAACCUGGAAACUGGACCUCAGCCAGGGCCUCAGACUCAGCCAGGGCAACCAGAUCCCAGGACGAUCGGCAUGUCUCCCUUGACAUCAUAGACUGAUUAAUAAUUUUCCUAUCGUGAGGUAGAAAUGAUAUUUUAGUAAUGACUGUUGAAUUAAGUGCCACUUGAUAAGGAAAAACAGUGAAGGUAGCAAUAGGGCGAGAAAGUUAUAAACUUAUUUUUCUUAUUUAAUGAAAAUCACAACUUCACACUGCCACGUGAGGGAAAUAUUUUGGCCAAAAAAGAAAAUGGAUCAAUUCUCCGUUUCCAGGAUUUAGCAGGCAACAUUAUUAAAAUUUCAUAAGACAGAAUAGCGAAGAAAAUGAAGAUAGAAAAAAAAGAAGAACAUUCAUUUGUAGCAACAGUGAUUGGUAAUGUAAGAAUACAAAGAAAUGACUGGUAUGAUUAUUGAAUAAUGACUGACACCAUUCUGAAUAUAGUCGUUUAUUACUUCAGUCAUAAUUUUUCUUCUCUUUUCUUUCUUUGAUCAUGCUCCUAAAGUUUUCAAAAAUCGUGUAGCCCCUUCGACAUAUGCCGACGUCACCUAGGAUGCCCGGGUUCAAAACGAUUUCGCUGUAGGUGCGUUCGAACAUGAAAUAUUUGUACAUUAAAUUUAUGUUCUCAUGCUCUUGAGAAACAGCAUGUUAUGAAUAAUUUGAAUGAAUUCAUUGACUGCAUUGAGUUGAGGUAAGCUUUCACACCGCCAAAUAAUUUUGAACAUCGGGAAAUUUGCGUAUCUAGUUUUGAGUUCUGUGAUUGGUAGCAGCGAGGAUUUUUCCUUGCCAUACACCUUCUACCGCGAGGAUAUUAUUUGCAAGGUUUCUUUAUAUUCAUAUUAUUUUAUAUGUCUAUACUAUAUGUAUAAA